CGUCGCGCGCGCGCACACACGCACACAAACACCGUCCGCGGAUUCGCACCGCAAUAGUUAUACCGACCGACCGACCGCCGCGAAUUCCGUCGCAGACCGUCGUCGCACACGACGUCGUCGAUCUUGGUAGUCGUAUUUCAAUCAUACAAUUAUCGCAUCGUUUCCACAGGUACUUAUUAUAUCGUGAAUGUAUCUCGUUGUAGCUGCGCCGUGCGAUUUUUUUGAAUUUUUUUCGUUUUGAAAAUUGUUUCAUCUGUCUUGUGUUUUGUGUUUUUUUGAAUUUUUUUUUUAUCGAAAUACGAUCGAUAUCGCAUAGACAUAAUACGCGAUCAUGUGUUACCGCCGACGAGCAUCGUUCUUGUCGUGGUCGUCGCGGUCGUCGACGUCGCCGCCUUGCUCCGAUCGCGCCACAAUCGCCGUUUCCGGUCAACAAUAAUAGCAUAACAAUAUACUAUACUAUAGAGGUACCUAUAAAUACCUGUAACGCGAAAAACAUAUACACGACAAGUGUACACCUCAUGUACACAUAAUAUAUGGACCGCGUUUAGUACUCCGCCGAAGCCGGGAUAUCAUCACAUUAUAACAUAACAUAUAACGCCGCCCUUAUAGUAGACCGGAUGUGAAUACUCAUUCAAAAUUGGCCGCGUCAAGCAGAACCCCGUCCGUGUAGCAGCCACCGGCGAGACCAACUCGUUGGACUCGCACAAGGAUAUGCUGAAUAGUGAACCGUCGCCUGAGUCGGACAAACAACAUCGCAACGCACAGACAGAACAAGUGAAGAUGGCCGCCACCGAAGCCGGAAGCCCGAGACGACUGGGUCUCAAUCUCAACCUGAGCGUACAACCGCACGCGAACGCAUAUCACUGGCCACACUCGACGGUGGCCGAAGACACGUCACCUUCCCGGUCCAAAGGGUGCACGGAUGACGAUGAUGACGACGACGAAGAUGAUCGUGACAUGGACGAUCGCGAUAUGGACGACGAUGACAUGAUGGACUGCCGGCAGGAUGAGGAUUGUUCACCCGAGGACGAGCAAGAUAUUUUGGAAAUGCAGCGCGAGGAACGCGAAACCCUCAAUCAGCUCGCCAGACAAUUGGCGUCCGGUUCGCGACUGAUAACACCCAUGCUCCAGCAUCUCGUGUACCAACACCCCGGACUCUCCGUGCAGCCGUCGCAGAUGCACCAGCAGCAACUGCAACUGCAGUUACAGCAACCGUCCUCCGUGGCCGUGUCCUUGACGACGGCCGCGCUCAGCAGACACGCGACGGCGGCUGCCGCUGACCUGUCGCCAAAGUCCAGCCACUCGGGUGACGUGCCGAUGUCCGGCGGUCGUUCUGCCGACGUUCAGUCACCGUCCGCGUCCCGGAAUAAUGAGGCCCAGUCAUGGACGUUCGAGGAACAGUUCCGACAGUUAUACUCGGCGGGCAACGAAUCCGACAGACGGACAUUUCUAGACUCGCUAUUCAGUUUUAUGCAAGAACAAGGAACUCCGAUUAGUCGUCUACCAAUCAUGGCCAAACGCGUGUUGGAUUUGUACACCCUGUAUAAGUUAGUCGUCCAGAGAGGUGGCAUUGUCGCGGUCAUCACCAAGAAGUUGUGGCAAGAGAUCAUCCGAGGCCUGGGCCUACCUCCUUCCAUAACGAGUGCCGCAUUCACAUUACGCACACAAUACGUCAAAUACUUGUACGCCUACGAGUCGCGGAUGAACCAGUUCAGUACGUUGGACGAGCUGAACAUGGCGAUAGCGGGCAACCGGCGCGAGGGCCGGCGGAACAAGUCGCUCAUGUACUCGGACAUGCCGCCACCGCCACCCGGGCACCCGCACCACCAUCACCACAGCCAUCACCAACAAGUGCACGGUGGCCACCCGCACUCAAUGAUGGGCGGUGGUGCCCCUCCGCAGCCGUCAUCACAACAACAACAACAGCAGCAGCAGCAGCAACAGCAGCAGCAGCAUCAGCAACAGCAACAGCCGCCGUCGUCCCAUCACCAUCACCAUUACGCCAACGUGCUGGCCGCCGAAGAUCGGUUUCGUCACCUGGCCGCCGCCAUCAUCGACAACCACCAUCACGCGGCCGCUGCUGCAGCCGCCGCCGCGGCCGGCGUUGGUGUCGACCACCCCAGGCUGCGGAUGCAAUCGUGCAGUCCACCGCAGCAUCAGCAACAACAAUUGCAACUGCAACCGGAAUGCAAGACGUCCGCGGUCGCGUUGCACCAGACGCCCCGAUCGCCGGCCACCAUCGGACUUCCGCCACCGCCACCCAUGCCACCGUCGUCGCUGUUCAACGGCCACCAGCCGUCGUCGUAUCAACAACUCCAUCAACAGCAGCAGCAGCAACAACAUCAGUCCAAUGCCGUCCAGUCCACCAACGAGCAGACAAACAAACAGAGAGAGCUCCUCAGCAUGCUAAUGUGGAUGGAUAUUGUCAGAGCAAAUCAAACCGCAAUGCCGAGACUACCCAUUUCGAGCUUGCCGUCCAGUCCAUCGGCUGCUGCGGCGGCCGCGGCGGCUGCUUACACGGCGGCCGCGGCGCUUAACCUUACGCCCGCGUACAAGGGACAGCCGAUGUCGGUGGUCGUUGUGCCGGAGCAGAGCGAAGCGUUGAACUUGGGCAAAAAGAGGACAUCGAACAACAACAACAGCGAGGACGAGGACGUGGACGGCGGCGACGGCGGCGGUCCGGACGAGUACGAUGGCGGACGCGAGUCGAUGUCAUCCGCGGCGAAGCGCAUCAAAAUGGAAAGGUCUUCGCCGCCCGUCAGCGGCUGUUCCAGCGAUGACGAAAAGGCCGUGGCAAAGGCGACGAGCAACGGCAGUCCGUCGCCGCCUCAACCGUCGGCCGCCGACGACGCCGCGUACAGAUCGGACAUGAGGCGUAGCUCGUCACCGAUAGACGAGGACGUGGUCGAGAUGGACAUCAACACGUCGGCCUCGGCUGGUCCGUCCAGUAACAAUGGCUUGGCGAUUUCCGUGACUCGCAGAACGAAAAACGGCGUGUACAUUGGCCAACUCACCAAAAACAACGCAUCGGUCAACGGAGGAUUGAACAAUAACGUGAAUCCAUUCGUUUUGCACCUGAACGGCGAUCUAUAUACCGGUCAAUUGCAGUUGCAACAGCAGCAGGUGGCCAAUAACUGAGGACACGAUGUUUCUCUCGCAUCGACUAUCGGAGAAGUGCUCCCAUUAAAAAAUGAUAAAUUCAUCUGAUUUUGAUGCAUUAUCUUUGUAUAAAUAAUACACAUGUAAUAUAUGUAUCGUGUUAUUUUAAUAUAAUUUAAAUGUCGUAAUAAAGCGACACCAUGCCUAUACAGAUCAUAUUAUAACGCUGUGUAGGUACACUAGAAAACGAAAAAUGUAUUAUUAUCUUCGCAAUUAGCUUUCGACUGAUUUUAUACUUGAUGUCAAUAUUUUGAUGGAACAUUGUGGAAAAAUGUCCCGUUGACUAAAAUAUAUCCAGCUGUAUCCAUGGCUGAUUUCAUAUAUAUUAUAAUAUUAGGUUGGCCAGUAUAGGUAGCUGUGGUUUCAGCACACAAACAUUUUUUCUAUAAUAUUGUCAUAUUGUAAUAUAAUUCGUUUCUAGUUAGUCUUUCGUUCGAAAAAUACUUUUCUUCCGACAUGUUUUGUAUACGUAUUUGAGUUUGAGAUAAAUAGAAAGUUUGAUAUUUACACAUUGUAUGAUUCAAUAUAUUAUAAAGAAAUUGAAAAAAAAAAAAUGUGAAGUAUCAGUGUAUAAUAUAUUAUAGUAGUAUAUAUAUAUAUUAUAUAUAGUGCGUAUAGUGUAGUUAUUUAGAAGUUUUUGUACGAUUUGUGUUUCAUCAAAAGUUUCUUCCUAUAGAUUGAUAAUAAUUGUAUUAUACGGUCUCGUCGGAUUGAGGACUUUGUGUGUGUGUGUGUGUGUGUGUGUAAAAGUAUAUUGCGUAUAAAUAUAUUUAGAAUGUGUAAACCGAAAUUGGAAGGGUUCGAAAGACUGUGGACACUUUUUGUACAUAAAAAAUUCGAUUGUGAAAGUUUUUUAUUUCGUUGACUCAAUUUUGGUCAGCUGUAAGGUUUGUCUGUGACAGAAAUAAGACCUAAAAAAGAAAAAAAAACAUUUUAUAGAAUCGUAAAAUAGGAUUUUGCUGAAAAAUAAAUGAAAUCUCUAAGUCAUUCAAAUUUUUGAGAUUUUGUAUAUUAUUCCUACACAAUAUUACGUAAUAUAGUAAGUUAGUAUAAUAUAAUAAUGAUAUUACUAAAACUAUAUUAUUCGACAUGGUUAUGAUAUAUUAUUGUGUACCUUUAUAUUUACCAUUGAGUGGUUGUAACUUUAUAACUAUAAUAGUUGAUCGAUUUUUCGUGUUUCUAGCUUAUUAUAUACAGUUUAUUAAGUAUAGAGUUAGCUCUUUUUCCUCGGUAUAUCUUAUGAUGAAGUGUAACAUUAUUUUUGGCAAUUAUAAUAUUAACGCAGUGGGGUAUGACGAAUACGUUUCAUAAUAUUAUGUAUAAUUAUUAAAUAUAACACGUUUUUGGUUAAAUAUAAUAAUAUAAUAUUAUGGUGUGCUUGUGGGAAAUGAGAUCUCAUGUUCAAAUGAAUAAAACUAUCAUAUCGUCGGGCUGUAUACGUUUUACAACGUGACCGUGUCGUGCAUAGUGAAUUUUAUUAAAAGGUCUGUAUUUGUGUCGAGGUAAUUUCAAUUUUUGACUUUGAUAAAUGAAUGUGUAUACGAAUCAAGUAAGAAUAAAACAAUCGAUACAAGCUAAAACCAUCAUCUUCGAUGUCAUGUGCAUGACCAUAUUUUAUCAAAAUGUAUUUGGUACCUUAUCCGAGACAUACUUUAUUGCUGCCCAUAAUAAUAUUAUACAUAGUUUUUUAUAAUAUAGUAUUACCGUGUACAUUUUAUUAUAAUAUUAAUCAAUUUAUCAUCGUAUCAUUGUAAUUUUACUUUAUAUAUUAUAUUAUAUUAUAUUAUAUUAUAUUAAAUUAUACAAAUAUAAUAUCUACGUUUAUUAUCAUUAGGUACUUAAUAAUAUAAUAUAGGUAUGUGUUAAUUAUUAUUUAUUUAAACAUUUAUUGUCAUCUAUUUUUUUUAUCAUUCUCAUCUAUGUAUAAUAUUAUUACGAUUUAAAGCCAAUGGAUUAUACCUAAUAAAUAUUUUAAUGAAGCAAUACUAUUAUGAUAGUAUAAUACAUAUUAUGCGUACCUAUACGCAUACGUAUAUGCACAUCGAUUGUAGUACCAAAAUAAUACAUUACCUAUUAUUAAACAAUUAAUUGUCCUCUUUAUAAUAUAAACUUAUUGUAUACUAAUAUAUUAUACUAUUCAUGUUGCAUAUACAUUUUAAAUAAUUGUUUAGUGCCGCACCGAUGUGGAAAACUAUUGCUGUAAGGAGUUAGAGGUAUGGGAAACAAUUAUAUAUUCCCGAAUCUCAUCUACCGACUUAACUCAUCCUGCUCGUAGUUAUUAUAAUGGUUUUUUGUUUUGUUUAAAUUAUUAUAGACUAGGAUAUAAUAUUAUAUUCAAUUUGUAUUACACCGUGUAACGCAGAUAAUAUUAUUAACAUUUUGAUGUACUGAAAUUUAAAUUUAAAUAUACGAUGUAGAUACAAUUUUCA
Molecule: messenger RNA, 5588 nt
Organism: Metopolophium dirhodum (rose-grain aphid)
Lineage: Eukaryota; Metazoa; Arthropoda; Insecta; Hemiptera; Aphididae
Product: AT-rich interactive domain-containing protein 3A-like
Exons: 10
Coding region: 712-3138 (808 amino acids)
Biological process (GO): regulation of transcription by RNA polymerase II
Cellular component (GO): nucleus
Molecular function (GO): DNA binding
Source: RefSeq, a predicted model, not a curated record